Molecule: messenger RNA, 1572 nt
Organism: Copidosoma floridanum
Lineage: Eukaryota; Metazoa; Arthropoda; Insecta; Hymenoptera; Encyrtidae
Gene: Dl
Product: dorsal
Biological process (GO): canonical NF-kappaB signal transduction; innate immune response; response to cytokine
Cellular component (GO): nucleus; cytoplasm
Molecular function (GO): DNA-binding transcription factor activity, RNA polymerase II-specific; RNA polymerase II cis-regulatory region sequence-specific DNA binding
Source: RefSeq, a predicted model, not a curated record
AUGUGCGACCUCGUGAUAUGCAAACUCAGUCACUGCAGCGCUUCGGUCGCCGGAGGCAUGGAGAUGGUGUUGCUCUGCGAAAAAGUCACGAAGGAGGACAUCCAGGUGAGGUUCUUCGAGGAAAAGGACGAUCACAUCCUCUGGGAGGCACUGGGGGAUUUCCAGCCGACGCAGGUUCACAAACAGGUGGCGAUAUCCUUCCGGACGCCGAGCUACAGGACCCAACAGGUCGACCAGCCAGUCCAGGUGUUCAUCCAGCUGCGACGGCCAUCGGACAACGCGACGAGCGAGCCCCUGCCCUUCCAGCUCCUGCCGUUGGGAUUAGAUGAUCCCGAUGCGUUAAAGCGAAAAAGACAGAAAUUCAAUAACAGCCCAAAUGCGUAUCUAUUGAAACACAUGCAACACGAGGCUGAAAAACAGCCUGGACGAGGAUACAAGUUCCCACAGUACAAUAUCGUUAAAACUGAGCCCACGGAUGGACGAUCGCCGUACGGUGGAGCUCAGAUGCCGGCUACACCCUCGCUUCAGAUGUUUAACGUUGAAAACCCACCAAAUAUGGGGUUUCUGCCGAUACAUUCGCCAAGUUGUACCCAAUCCCCCCCGGAAUACUCCAUGUACGACAUUUCUCCUGCACAGCAGCAACCACGAAAUAUAUUGCAGCCAGUCAACGUACCGCAGGGCUCACCAUCUCCCAUGUACACACCGUAUUCUUCUACAAUUAAUCAACUAGACAAUAAUUUCCAGCCUUUUAGUUCGAAUGAUGCAGAGAGCAGUAUUGAAACCGCAAUUAAAAGUGUGUUGAAUACCGGCAUUGAUAACCAACAUCCGUCACAAUUCGAUUUAAACUUUUCGCCAUUCGACAAUGGUGACCUGAAUAGUCCCAGUAUCUCUGACAUUGUGAAGGAAGCAGAAGGAAUGAAUGGAGAACAAGCAGCUGGUACUGGUAAUGACAUAGGUGCUCUUGACAGUUUUACCAAAAUGUGUAUACUCAAUGACUUUUACAAAUCAUCUGGUAACAACUGAAGACUGGAAAUAAAUGAAAGCAAGUAAAAAAUAUUAAGUUGAAAAAUAAUUGUAAGCAAGUACGCUCGAAUAGCGUAAAAAUCUAAGGACUACCGUGCAAAUAUGUGAAUUCCUCGUUUUUGGCUAUGUGAUGCUCAAAAAUCAAAUUUUAUGAAAUUUCGGCUGGUAAUCGAAAACUUUUUCGACGAGGAAUAUUAAUUUAAUGACACAGUGAGGUGUCUUAAACGAAGGUUAUGAAUAAAAAAAGUCUUGCGUAUUAGGAGCAUCUAAUCUUAUGAAUGGCAUGAAUUCAGUUCACUGUUUCACUGACAGUUCACUGUUUCAUCAAGAUCUGAAAGCUUCUGACGUAAAACGGACAAGGCAAGCAACAUUUGCUUGGUUUCUACAAGAAUUUUGUCACUUUUAUAAUCUGUUGAGAUUUAUUACUGAAUCUUAAACUCAUGCUUUUACAUUAUAUCGAUUUAUAUAGCAUAUCGUAAAUUCGCGUCAUCGUCGUGUUUACAUAAAUCUUUUCGUGAUGUUUAAGUCUUUUUUUUUUUUUUUUUUUUU